AUGAAAUAAUAGCCAGAACCAGAGAUUCCUACUCUAUAAUAAUAGGAUAAAUAUUUAGAGAGGAAGCGUUAAGGACAGGGGUUGGAUGUAAAUUUCAAAUUGUUUAACGACUUUCUAAAAUUAAGAGCUGCUAGCUUCUCAAAAGUUACUAUCAUGUUGCUCGUUUCGUUUUUUCAUUAAGCCUUGAGUUACAUUUCUUAGUAAGGCUAAUUUUUAUAUUCUGAUAUAAGCACCUUGCAGAUUUACACUAUUCAACUGAGAGCACUUUAUUGA
This is a messenger RNA of Paramecium tetraurelia, 273 nucleotides long. RefSeq lists its product as uncharacterized. The transcript has a single exon. NCBI's taxonomy places the organism in Eukaryota, Ciliophora, Oligohymenophorea, Peniculida, Parameciidae. The record is from RefSeq and is a predicted model, not a curated record.